CUCCAGGAAACGCGCGCUCCCGUCGCGGCCGCCCGACGCGCCCCGCGCCCCGCCGACCCAGCCCGCACCCCGCGGACCCCGGCGGCGGCCGGGCCGAGCCUCGGACACCCCCCGGCACGGACGGGGCGGGCGGCGGCCAUGGGGACCCCGGCGAUCGCCGGCCGGCCGGCGUCCCGGGUGUGAGCGGCGCCCCGGGACCAUGACCUCGGUGUGGAAGCGCCUGCAGCGCGUGGGCAAGCGGGCCGCCAAGUUCCAGUUCGUGGCCUGCUACCACGAGCUGGUGGUGGAAUGCACCAAGAAAUGGCAGCCGGACAAGCUGGUGGUGGUGUGGACCCGGCGGAACCGGCGUAUCUGCUCCAAGGCCCACAGCUGGCAGCCAGGCAUCCAGAACCCAUACAGGGGCACCGUGGUGUGGAUGGUCCCCGAGAACGUGGACAUCUCUGUGACUCUCUACCGGGACCCCCAUGUGGACCAGUACGAGGCCAAAGAGUGGACGUUUAUCAUCGAGAAUGAGUCCAAGGGGCAGCGCAAAGUGCUGGCCUCAGCCGAGGUGGACCUGGCGCGCCACGCGGGGCCUGUUCUGGCCCAGGCGCCCCUGCGGCUGCAGCUGAAGCCCAAGUCGGUGAAGGUGGUGCAGGCGGAGCUGAGCCUCACGCUCUCGGGGGUGCUGCUGCGGGAGGGUCGGGCCACGGAUGACGACAUGCAGAGUCUCGCCAGCCUCAUGAGCGUGAAGCCCAGCGACGUGGGAGAUUUGGGUGACUUCAGUGACGAGGAGGAAGCUGAGACCCGGCCUCGCCUUUCCCAGCCAGGCCGGGCCCCAGGCCCCAGGCCAGGCCGUUUCCCAGAACCUUCUCGGGAACUAAAAAAACUCUGUGAGGAGAAGGAAAAUGGCCAGGCCCGGCCACAGCAGGCAGCUGCCAGCCUGCCUGGUGACGCAGACGCCAGCCCAGCCCCUGUGAGUGUCCCUGCACCGCCAGCCAGGGCCUCCCGGGGCCCCGGGGCAGAACCAGCCAAGAAGGUAGGGGGCCAAGUGGGGCAUGAGGCCCUGAGGCCCCCGGGCCUCCCACUGGAGACAAGGUCCUCAGGAGAGCCAGGCCAGGAUGUGGCCCCCACCCCAGCCCCUCAGCUCCGGAAGGGCGCUGAUGCCUCCUGGCCCCCAUGCCCCCGAGAAGAGCGGGGGGUCCCCCCAGCAGGAGGGGACACUGCCGGGGAGACCAGGAUGAGCCCUCGGGAAGGGAGCGAGGCCCUGGGAGAUGGAGGCUCCAGAGACACUCUGGGGGGUCAGGAAGCCAAGGCCGAGUUGGGGGGCACUGGGGACACUGAGCAUGGGUCAGAGGUCAGAGCUGGGGGCACUGAGCAGGAGCCAGGAGUUAGUCAGGGAGAUGGUGGGCAGAGGUCAAAGGUGAGACACACGGACACAGAGUCAGCAAAGGCUACAGGGGCAGUGCCUGAGACAAGAUUCAAGGGGGUUCCCGAGGCCCCCCCAAGGGGUUCCCAGGGGAGAAGGAGGGCCUGGGGUGGAGAGGAGGCUCCUGCAGCCCUGAGCACCCCCCCAACAGUGUCCGCUGGUCACUCUGGGCAUCUCGAUAUCUGGGGGCCUGCGACCACCACAGUCCAGGAGAGAGGGGGCUCGGAGAGGAGGGGAGGACUCCCCGGUGUUGGGGAGACAGGCCCCACUGCUAAUAUAGCAAGUGCCGGGCCCCAGCUGAGCAGUGCCCAGGGGUCAGUGUCUGAGGGCCCAAGGACCUGGGAGGCAAAAGCUGGGGACUCAAGGGACCUGGGCUCAGAGACUGGGGCGGAGCCAGAGGUAACAGGGAUCCAGGAGACAGAGGGCCUGGCAUCUGAGGCUGCCAGGGUGGCAGGCUCUCCACAGUGGAGGGCACAGAAGACAGAGGCUGAGGAUUCUGGGGUGCAGGGGACAGUGACCCAGACACUGGAGGCCCUGGAGGUAGCUGGGGGCUCAGAGGCGCAGGGGACAGAAGCUGAGAUGGCAGAGUCUGAAGCAUCGGGGGCCCAGGAGACUGAGGAAACUGAGGCUUUGGGGCCUCCCCAGAACCAAUGUAUUUUCGAGGCCCAGAGAGCAGAGGCCUCAGGAUCUCAGGAGGGCAAAGCAGUGGAGGGAAGCCCUCCAGGGGUCAGCCAGACCGAGGCACAGGCGGCCAGCGGGGCAGGGGUGCCCAGGCCCUCGGGGUCCCCUUCCCCAGAGGGGCCCGAAGAGGACAGGAGGCUGCGGGGUAGCCAGGUGCUGGCUGACCCUGUCAGCUCCAGCCAGUCCCUGCUGGAGUGGUGCCAGGAGGUGACCGCUGGCUACCGCGGUGUCCGUGUCACCAACUUCACCACAUCCUGGCGCAAUGGCCUGGCCUUCUGCGCCAUCCUGCACCACUUCCAUCCCGACAAAAUAGACUAUACCUCCCUGGACCCGCUCAAUAUCAAGCAGAACAACAAGCAGGCCUUCGACGGCUUCGCCGCCCUGGGCGUGUCGCGGCUGCUGGAGCCGGCGGACAUGGUGCUGCUGGCCGUGCCGGACAAGCUGAUCGUCAUGACCUACCUGUGCCAGAUCCGCGCCUUCUGCACCGGCCAGGAGCUGCAGCUGGUGCAGCUGGAGGGCGGCGGCGGCGCGGGCACCUACCGCCUGGGGCGCGCCCUGCCCGGCCUGGACGCCGACGACCUGGCGCAGCGGCUGCGCGAGCACCGGGCCGACGAGCCGGGCGAGGCGGCGCCCCCGCAGCGCCCCGGCCCCGAGGCGCGGCCCGCGGAAGCCCCGGCCGAUGUGCCCGGCGUGCGGCCGCGGCGGCCGUCGGUGAACGGGGACGCGGGGCCGGUGCCGCCGCCGCGCGCGCACGGCUCCUUCUCGCACGUGCGGGACGCGGACCUGCUGCGGAAGCGCCGCUCGCGGCUGCGGAACAGCUGCUCCUUCUCGGAGGAUCCGGAUGCGGGCGCCGCGGGGCCGCGGGAUGCCCCCAGCCCUGCCCCCGGCCCCGCGACAGCCACGGCCCCGCAGCAGCCCGCAGCUGGGAGCCCCCCGGCGGAGGAGCCACCCCCGAGCCCCGCGGAGGAGGCCGGGCUGCAGCGCUUCCAGGACACCGGCCAGUACGUGUGCGCCGAGCUGCAGGCCCUGGAGCGCGAGCAGCGGCAGAUCGACGGGCGGGCCGCCCAGGUGGAGGCGCAGCUCCGGGGCCUCAUGGAGUCAGGUGCCGACAAGCUGCGGGAGGAGGUGCUGAUCCAGGAGUGGUUCACGCUGGUCAACAAGAAGAACGCGCUCAUCCGCCGGCAGGACCAGCUGCAGCUGCUCAUCGAGGAGCAGGAUCUGGAGCGGAAGUUUGAGCUGCUGAGCCGGGAGCUUCGGGCCAUGCUGGCCAUCGAAGACUGGCUGAAGACGGCUGCGCAGCAGCACCGGGAGCAGCUGUUGCUGGAGGAGCUGGUGUCGCUGGUGAACCAGCGCGACGAGCUGGUCCGGGACCUGGACCACAAGGAGCGCGACGCCUUGGAGGAGGACGAGCGCCUGGAGCGCGGCCUGGAGCAGCGGCGCCGCAAGCUGAGCCGCCAGCUGAGCCGGCGCGAACGCUGCGCGCUGAGCUGAGGCCACGCCGUGGCCCUCCGGGGCGCUCGGACCCGGGCCCGCAGCUUUGCGCGCCUCCCGCCCAGGACCAGCUCUCGGGAGGACUCCGCCCUCGGGAGGCGGCGCACCGCCCCAAGGCGCUGCUGUCACCCCUUUGAGGAGGGGGAGCCCUGGUCCCCGACGGGCAGGGCCGUCACGCUGUAUUUAUUUGUCCGUGUGAAUGUCUGUCUGUGUGUCUGUCUGUGUGUGUGUGAUGGCAGGGGCCCCGCAGGACCCCCCUCCCGACGGCGCGGUCCGCGGGGAGGGAGGGAUGGCGGCGAGUUGCCUGCCCCACCUGCGGCCUUUUCCUGUUCCCUGUGAGCAGGGCAAUAAAGUUACACAAGGUGACGCGA
Molecule: messenger RNA, 3951 nt
Organism: Erinaceus europaeus (western European hedgehog)
Lineage: Eukaryota; Metazoa; Chordata; Mammalia; Eulipotyphla; Erinaceidae
Gene: EHBP1L1
Product: EH domain binding protein 1 like 1
Exons: 21
Coding region: 200-3580 (1126 amino acids)
Molecular function (GO): protein binding
Source: RefSeq, a predicted model, not a curated record